Messenger RNA from Hemibagrus wyckioides, 3555 nucleotides. RefSeq names its product myosin binding protein Ca (gene mybpc2a). The coding region runs from base 78 to 3431 and encodes 1117 amino acids. The record is from RefSeq and is a predicted model, not a curated record. Gene Ontology annotation, molecular function: protein binding. The transcript has 28 exons. Lineage: Eukaryota; Metazoa; Chordata; Actinopteri; Siluriformes; Bagridae.
UGGGAUCCAGACUGGACACAUCCACUUAAAGGAAAAGGGAGAAGAGAGAAGAAGCGAUAGACGGAUGAAACAGGAACAUGCCUGAACGCAAGCAGCCAGCUCCUAAGAAACAGGAAGCAGCUCCUCCUGCUGAGCACACGCCUGGGGAGGAGCGACAGAUGUCGGAAGUCACUGGCCUCAUUGUGGAGAAGCCCCAGAGUGCCACGGCAACCAAAGGGAAAAACAUCACAUUCGUAGCCAAGGUGGACUCUGCGAAUCUCCUGAGGAAGCCGACGCUGAAGUGGCUGAAAGGGAAGUGGCUGGACCUCGGCAGCAAAGCUGGAAAACAUCUGCAGUUUAAAGAAACCUAUGACAGGAACACUAAGAUCUACAUGUAUGAGAUGACCAUCGUGAAGGUGGUGGAGGGAGAUGCAGGAGGUUAUCGCUGCGAGGUCACGUCCAAGGAUAAAUGCGACAGCUGCACUUUCGAUGUCACAGUGGAAGCUGCACAGGAGGUUGCGCAAACCAACAUUCUGGAGGCCUUCAAGCGAUCAGGAGAUGCAGGAGAAGAUGCUGGAGAUCUGGACUUCAGUGGCCUCCUUAAGAAAAGAGAGAGGAAGCAGAAGGAGGAGCCUCAGGAGGAAGUGGACGUCUGGGAGAUCCUAAAGGCAGCAAAACCCUGCGACUAUGAGAAGAUCGCCUUCCAGUACGGGAUCACCGACCUGCGCGGAAUGCUGAAGAGACUGAAGAAGAUGAAGAAGGUGGAGCCCAAAAAGAGCGACGCGUUCCUGAAGAAGCUGGACCCUGCAUACUCUGUGGAAAAAGGGAAGAAGAUCCAGAUGUCUGUGGAACUGACCGAUCCAAACCAACAGGUCAAGUGGCUGAAAAACGGCCAGGAGAUCAAACCUUCAGCAAAGUACGUGUUUGAGAGUAUCGGAGGAAUCCGCAGACUGACUAUUAAUAAGUGCACUCUGUCGGACGACGCUGCGUACGAGUGUGUGGUCGGAGAGGAAAAGUGCUUCACUGAGGUGUUUGUACAAGAGCCUCCAGUCACCAUCACCAAGCUCCUGGACGACAUCCAUGUGGUGGUUGGGGAAAAGGUGGAGUUUGAGGUGGAAGUGUCUGAGGAAGGAGCCAGCGUUAAAUGGAUGAAGGACGGGGUGGAGCUGAGUCGGGAUGGAAAGUAUCGAAUUAAGAAGGAAGGCAAGAAACACUGGCUGAUCAUCAACGAAGCCACCAAGGAGGACAUCGGAAUGUACCACGUCUACACCAGCGGGGGGGAGUCGAAGGGAGAGCUGGAGGUGGAAGAUAAGGAGCUGGAGGUGCUGCAGAGCAUUGCCGAUCUGACGGUGAAGGCCGCUGAGCAAGCCGUGUUUAAAUGUGAGGUUUCUGAUGAGAAGGUCACGGGGAAGUGGUUUAAAGAUGGAAUGGAGGUCAUACCCAAUAACCGCAUCAAAAUGACACACGUCGGCAGGAUCCACAAGUUGGUGAUUGAUGACGUGAAGCCGGAGGAUGCUGGAGAUUACACGUUCGUCCCUGAUGGUUACGCGAUCUCCCUUUCGGCCAAACUCAACUUCUUGGAAAUAAAGAUCGAAUAUGUUCCUCAUCAGGAUCCUCCAAAAAUCCACCUGGACACCACGGGCAGCCUGGUGAACAAGAACACCAUCAUCGUGGUGGCGGGAAAUAAACUGCGUCUGGACGUGGAGAUCACGGGAGAACCGGCUCCUACUGUCUGCUGGAAGAAAGGAGGAACUGAGAUGACGGCCACAGAGGGACGAGUGCGUGUGGAGAGCAGGAAGAACCUGAGCAGUUUUGUGAUUGAGGGAGCAGAGAGGUCAGAUGAAGGUCUUUACAACAUCACCGUCACCAAUCCUGCAGGAGAGGACAAGGCUGAGAUCAUCGUCAAGAUCGUGGAUGUUCCUGAUCCACCAGAGAAUGUGCGCUGUACAGGUGUGGGUGAGGACACCGCCUCCAUCCUCUGGGACCCGCCCAAAUUUGACGGAGGUUCACUGCUUAAAGGAUAUCUGAUGGAGAGGAGGAAGAAAGGCUCCUCCAGGUGGACCAAGCUGAACUUCGACAUCUACGAGAUGACCGUGUACGAGGCCAAGAAGAUGAUCGAGGGCGUGAUCUACGAGAUGAGAGUGUUCGCCGUCAACAGCAUCGGGAUCUCGCAGCCCAGCGCCGUCUCCAAACCCUUCAUGCCCAUCGCCCCGACCAGUGAGCCGACCCGUCUGAUGGUUGAUGACAUCACAGACAACACGUGUGCACUGAAGUGGCGUCCCCCAGAGAAGAUCGGCGCCGGGGGCGUGGACGGCUACAUCAUCGAGUACUGUCUGGAAGGAGGGAGCGAGUGGGUGCAGGCUAACGAGACCCCGGUGGAUAAGAUCACGUACCGGGUUCGAGGUCUGCAGGUGGGAGAGAAAUACCUGUUCAGAGUGAAAGCAGUGAACAUCGCAGGCCUGAGUCCACCUGCUGAGAUCAACCAAGGAGUGACCAUCAGAGAGAUCACCGAGAACCCCAGGAUCCGUCUGCCUCGUCAGUUGAGGACUAAGUACAUCAAGAAGGUUGGGGAGAAGGUCAACCUGGUCAUCCCCUUUCAGGGAAAACCUCGCCCUGUGGUGACCUGGUUAAAGGACGACGCUCCGCUGGACCCCAAACUGGUCAACAUCCGCACCACUGAGGUGGACACCAUCCUGUUCAUCAGGAGCGCCACUCGGGAACAUUCUGGAAAAUACACCCUCUGCGUCAAGAUCGAGAACAUGGAGGACAAAGCCGACAUCGAGAUCCAGAUCGUAGAGAAGCCCGGGCCUCCCAUCAACAUCAUGGUGACUGAUGUGUGGGGUUUUAACGCUGCUCUUGAGUGGAAGCCUCCCAAAGACAAUGGCAACACUGAGAUCACGGGAUACACCGUCCAGAAAGCUGACCUGAAGACCAAGGAGUGGUUCACGGUGUAUGAACACAACCGCAGGCCAAGCUGCACCGUCUCUGACCUGGUGAUGGGGAACGAGUACAAGUUCCGCGUGUACAGCGAGAACAUCUGCGGCCUGAGCGAGGAGGCGGGGCUUAGCAAGAACUCCGCCAUCAUCUCCAAGACAGGUCUUCAGUAUAAGAAAAAGCCCUUUAUAGAGCGGGCUAUGAGCAGCUCCCCCAAGUUCAUCACGCCCCUAGUGGACAGGUGCGUCAUUGCAGGUUACAACGCCGCCAUCAGCUGCGCCGUCCGCGGCUCCCCUAAGCCCAAGAUCAUCUGGAUGAAGAACAAGAUGAUCAUCGGCAGCAACCCGAAGUUCCUCAUGCAGAACAACCAGGGUGUCCUGACCCUGAACAUCCGCAAGCCCAGCCUGUUUGACGGAGGGAUGUACACCUGCAAGGCCGUCAACGACCUCGGCGAGGAUGAGGUGGAGUGCAAGCUGGAGGUCCGAGUCAUUACUGAGAAGGACGGAGUGAAGAAAUGAAGCUGAAAGCAGCACAGCAGGAUGAAAUGGAAAAGUGGAAAACAGAUGAAAUUACAGUAGAGAAUAAAUGUGAUUGAUAGUGUAGUGUCUUAUGCAGUGUCUCUAUGCCUGAGUUCUAGCAGCG